Molecule: messenger RNA, 5533 nt
Organism: Pogoniulus pusillus (Red-fronted tinkerbird)
Lineage: Eukaryota; Metazoa; Chordata; Aves; Piciformes; Lybiidae
Gene: SFSWAP
Product: splicing factor SWAP
Exons: 18
Coding region: 2553-5186 (877 amino acids)
Biological process (GO): mRNA 5'-splice site recognition; RNA processing
Molecular function (GO): RNA binding
Source: RefSeq, a predicted model, not a curated record
AAGCUGUUUCGAGAUGAUGAGAAGGCUCAGUACCAGGAGCAGGGGCGACACCUUAUUCCUUGGAUGGGAGACCCCAAGAUCAUGAUCGAUAGGUCGGUGUAACACAACCCCCAGACUCUGCUGCGAGAUCUCCUGUUAAAUAGCCUCUUUCUGUUCCCCCCCCUUAUGCUGUGGGCAAGUGAGGGCGGGGGAUGAACAAAGGGCUCACUGGCAGACGUGUGGGACUUCGCUGGUAGAGAUGGAGGGCAGCUUCUGGUAGAGUGCUUCGAGUGCCGCUUUUGUAACGCUGCAGGGCCGCCCCCCACCCCCGGCAGCGGGAACUUGGGGUUCCCCACUCUGGCAGCUUUGGGAGGUACCCUGCUUUCUGACAGUGUGCGCUGGCUUUUUCUGCACCACUUCUCAGAGUAGGGUCUACAGAGUGGAGUGGAGACUUGGAAUGAUGUGUUCCUUUUCAGUGCAAGCCACAAACAUGAUCGUUUCUCAUGUGGAAACUGAGCGAGCCUUGUUGCAAGGGAGUUCUUCAUCUGUUCUCUAAGCAAGAAGGGGUGCAAUGUGGGGUGUGGAAAUGGAUUUAUCCGCCUUAGGUGACAUGAUUUUCCUUAUUUUGCCUGUGUAAUUGAUCUGCAGGCUGUGGAUGAAAUACCCCAAAAGCAGCCCUUGGCCUAAUUUAUUUUCCCUUGUGCCGUGAUUCACUGUGUUAGGCAGAAUGGCUUUGAAUUUGAGUGCUUGCUUUUCAAAUUGUGUGUCAGAGGUGGCUUUUUUUGGUUGGUUGGCAGUAGGUGCAGGUUCACAGCCAGAGGGUCACAGAAUCUGCUUUGGUGUUCCUUCAGGUUCCCAGUUGUUUCAGCAAUGCAGGGUGGAAUUUAGAAAUUAAUUCAGAAUGGAUUUCUUCAUUUCUUGGAGAGAGGAAGAUAGGAGGUCAGGUUGGGUAUAUUUGGAGCAUUGAAAGUAAAAUCUAAAGAGUUAUGGCUGAGGUGAAAACCUCAGUGGGAAAGAUGGAAGGCUUUUGGUUUGAAAGGGAACACAUGACAUACUGUAGAUGUUUGCUCCCUCGAUUUCGUUGCUUUGGUGCCAUGCAGCAUUUUUCAUUCUUCCAGCCAGCAGCUGUAUUUGGCUUCAAAACCACCAAUAAGGGAAGAUUUUUUCAUUUCUUUCCAUAAGAUGGGAGAAAAAUGCCCAUGCAAAUCCAACCAUAAACAUUUUUAACUACGCUAAAUUUCUUGCAUGAGAACAGAAGUGUUGUUAUGCACACUUCUAGCCCAGAUCACUUCUGAGACAGUAGGUAAAGGCCAUUCUCGUGGUGCUGUGCAGCGGUAACACAACUUAAAGGUGUUAGAGAAAUAGCUGGGAGCAAAAACUAAGUAUGUGCAUGUGUAUACACUUAACACUGGAAGAACUGAAGGCCAUACAUUUGUGAGCUAGGGGAGCUUGCAAUUACUAAUCUUACAAACUCCUUUGGAAGCUUAGAUUCUUUUUAUCUCCAGCAGCAGGAAGCCUUCAUUUUCACCAUUUUGAGAAAAGCACAAUCAUGUCAGAAGACAUGGGUUGAAGUUUGCCUGUGGACAGCUUGAUUAACCAGACCUAUGCAUUUCAUUAACUUUUUGCUAUAAGAAUAUUUACUUUCUUUAUUUUUGGUCUAGCAAGUUGGCACAAGUCAAGAGUUGUGUGUGGGAAGACACCUCAGCGGAGUCGAGUUUACUGUCACUUUCCGAUCAGUUUCUCUUACUGAUGCAUAAACAUUAUCCCAACGCAGUGCUUUUCCUGCAGAUACAAUGGUUUCUGCUUGCUAGAAAGGAACUGUACGUCAUAGAUCUUGGCCGUUUUUACGGUGAACCUCCUUAAAUUGCAUGUAUAUGUUACUGUUCCUAUGUAUGUGUGUCUCUCUAUCACAUAACCCAGAACUUAUUUCCUCAGCCAAAUGGCUAGGGGCCGAGCCUAGCCAUGAUUUUACCUCCAAUGGACGCAAGUUUCUAUGGUGAAGAUAUCUCCUGAGAGUUCGGGACUAGCAGAAAGAAGCGAGGAAAUUUCGACCGUUUGGUUCUUACGGAUAGGUAUUUAUGUAUUCGGGUUUGUGUGAAUGUAAGCUAUUUGACUUCCCAGAAAAACUUAUUUUGCAAGUGACAUUGAUUGGUUGGUUGAAGCACGUACGGUAAGAGCUGUUAAGGAAAUGGAUCCCACUUAAAACUAUUAAAGGAUACUUUUGCCUUUAAUUGUAAUAAUUCAUUAGUUUCAUUGAGAGGAAUUUAGCCUAUUAAACAAAUUUUCGAUAGUUGGUGACAAAUGAUUAGCAAAGUUAAAUGUAAUCUCUAAAAGGAAAUAUGCUUUAACAUAUAAGUUGGUUGUUUUUUUUUUUUGUCUUUUUUAGUGGGUAAGUAUUUAAGUAGUUCCAUAAACCCAAGCCCUAAGUUUUUUGCAUUGACCAGCUGUUUCGUCUUGCAGGUAUGAUGGGCGUGGUCACCUACAUGACCUUUCUGAAUAUGAUGCUGAAUAUUCCACGUGGAACAGAGAUUAUCAAUUGUCUGAAGAGGAGGCUAGAAUAGAAGCCCUCUGUGAUGAAGAGAGAGGAGGAAUAUAAAAGACUGAGCGAAGCUUUGGCAGAGGAUGGUACCUAUAAUGCAGUGGGAUUCAGUUAUGGGAGUGAUUAUUAUGACCCUUCAGAACCCACUGAAGAGGAGGAGCAUCAGCCUGCAAAACAAAGAGAAACAGCUCAGACAGAAAAUGCAGAAGAAAAUGAAGAACCUUUUGUUGCCCCUCCAGGACUGAACGUACCUUCUGAUGUGGAGCUGCCACCAACAGCAAAAAUGCAUGCGAUUAUAGAACGAACUGCAAACUUUGUCUGCAAGCAGGGAGCACAGUUUGAGAUUAUGCUGAAAGCCAAACAAGCACGCAACUCCCAGUUUGACUUCUUGCGGUUUGAUCACUACCUCAAUCCCUACUACAAGUUCAUUCAGAAGGCCAUGAAGGAAGGACGAUACGCUGCUCCUUCCGAAAACAAAGCCGACGAGAAAAAACACUCAAGAGUCAAAUCUGAGGAAGAAGAUGAUGAUGAUGACGAUGAUGAUGGGAAUUAUCUGCAUCCAAGUCUCUUUGCAUCUAAAAAAUGCAGUCGGCUCGAAGAGCUCAUGAAGCCUUUGAAGGUGGUAGACCCUGAUCAUCCACUUGCAGCGCUGGUGCGCAAAGCACAAUCAGAUAAUAACUCAUCCACACCACAGUCAACAGAUGGGGCAGCUGUACAGACAUCACAGGCAGAAUAUUCUUCUGACUCAACUGUGGCAGCCAUGUAUUAUAGUUACUAUAUGCUACCUGAUGGAACCUAUUGCCUCGCACCUCCACCUCCAGGAAUAGAUGUUGCUACCUAUUACAAUGCGUUGCCUGCAGGGGUAACUGUAUCAAGCACUACAGGGGUAGCAACAGUACCUCCACCUCCUGGUACUACACCUCCACCUCCCCCAGACACAACAGAUAGCAGCAGUGGGUUGACUUCUACAACAACGACUACAAGCACAAUUACUCCAGUGGUUGCCAUUAUACCUCCACCCCCAGAUAUCCAGCCUGUUAUUGAUAAGCUGGCUGAAUAUGUUGCUAGGAAUGGGAUAAAAUUUGAAACCAGCGUUCGUGCCAAGAAUGAUCUCAGAUUUGAGUUCCUGCAACCAUGGCACCAGUAUAAUGCUUAUUAUGAAUUUAAAAAGCAGUUCUUCCUUCAAAAAGAGAGCAGUGACAACUGUCAGGGAGUAUCUUCAUCUGAAGAUGUUCCAGCAGAUAAUGCUGGCGAUACACCGAGUGAGACUCAAUUUGCAGAUGAACAUGCACCUGAAGAUGCGUCUGAGCCAAGUGCUAAGGGACUUCCAGGAACAAAAAAGGAUGUUCCUCCUAAAACUGUCAGUGAUGGCAAAUUGGUGAAAGCAUCAUUUGCUCCAAUAAGCUUUGCAAUCAAGGCCAAAGAAAAUGACCUUCUUCCUUUGGAGAAAAAUCGUGUUAAGUUGGAUGAUGACAGUGAUGAGGAGGAGGAAGAAGGCAAGGAAGGCCAAGAGAAUGCUAACAGUGCUUCGAAUCAUACUCCAGCUGUUACCACUCCUUGUACUACUACUGAGGAGAAAAAGCCUCAGCUUACACAGGAGGAGUUGGAAGCUAAGCAAGCAAAGCAGAAGCUAGAGGAUAGGUUAGCAGCUGCAGCAAGAGAGAAGCUUGCACAGGCCUCCAAAGAAUCAAAAGAAAAGCAGCUGCAAGCAGAGCGCAAAAGGAAAGCUGCACUGUUCUUACAGACCCUGAAAAACCCUUUGGCAGAGGCAGAAACUGAGAAAAUUGAAGAGAAUGCCUUUAAUAAUGAGACUGUCAAUAGCAUGCCAUGUCCUGUGACUGCAGUCAGAAAUUUACCCAGCUUAGAAGUUAAACAAGCAGAAAGGCCUUCAAGCAAAAGCAGAGACCCUCCUAGGGAUGAAGAAAAAGAAAAGAAAAGAAAAAAGCACAAGAAAAGAUCUCGGACAAGAUCUCGAUCACCUUUCAAGUAUCAUUCAUCAUCAAAGACCAGAUCUAGAUCACAUUCAAAAGCAAAGCACUCACUUCCCACUGCUUAUAGAACUGUGAGGCAUUCAAGACUCACAGCAUCCACAGGGACACUGAGCAUGGAGCCGAGUCUGAGCAGCUCAUCAAUGGCAGCAGCAACAGAGCGGGAAAAUUAUCAGGCAACUUCGACAACGAAAAGAUUUGACUGCUGGAGCUCUUUAGAGGGAAAUCCUGGUAAAAUGUCAAGGUCACGAUCAAGGUCACCCAGAAGAAGGGCUCACACACCAGAAAGGCGGAGAGAUGACAGAAGUGUUCCAACAGCUUACCGCAUUAGUAAUAGCCCUGGAAAUAGUAGGAAACGUCCACGUUCCAAAAGUCCCCAUGAAAAGAAGAAGAAGAGGCGGUCUAGAUCACGUACCAAGUCCAAAGCUAGGUCUCCUUCACCAUCCAUGUCACCAGGCAAACCAUCCACACACAAAAAUUCUGUACAUUCAACUAGUGUCUCUCCUGUGGAGAGCAGGGAAUCCAGUCAGGAACGCUCCAGGGGAGUUUCUCAGGAAAAAGAUGGCCAAAUCUCUUCAGCAAUUGUGUCUUCAGUGCAGAGUAAAAUCACUCAGGAUCUAAUGGCCAAAGUGAGAGCAAUGCUUGCAGCUUCCAAAAACAUACACACUAGUGCCUCCUGAGAACUAUUGAACUGACCAUCAAGCAACUGUAUGAAAAGAACAAUAAAAUAAACUGCCUCAUCUCAAAUGUACAGCUGAGCUUGGCUCACUCGUUUCACAACUUGUCUAAUACUCCCACAACUCGAGGAGCUGAAACCUGUCUUUGUGUACAGAAGCAUCUCCUUGAAAUUUCAUUAAACUUUUACAGCCAGAGUAUCUUUGGAAAGUUUUUGGGUUUUGUAAAUUGAUUUUUUGACUAAUUCUUCAGUAACAUUUUAUGAUCAGCAGCCUAUAUGUGUAUAUUUGUAAAUACCAUGUUUCUGUGAAAGUAUUACACAACAAUAAAGAAGGAAACGUCUUUCAUUAGA